AAUACACCCCCGCCUUCUUCCCCCUGGGCUACGUGUAGCACCAUCACACCACGCAAGUACUCUUAUCCAAGCAGCUUAAGAGCACUCUGUUCAUAUCAUGGCAUCGAUCUAUCCAUAGUGACCCUUUGCCCAGUUCCAUCGUACUACAUCGUCGCCAUGCUCCGUAUAUCGCCCCUGCUCUUCCUUUGUGCCAUGCUAGUGGAUCUUGUCCUAGCCAUCACACUCGUCUCGCUCUUCGCGUCCGCAUAUCCCGACGGAUUCCGUACCGCGCUAUGGCAAAACGGUGGCUCUGAAGGCUGGAACUCAGAUCCCCAGCAGCGUGUGUACAACUAUGCAAACUACCGCGAGUCGCCUCCCAUACCCUUGAGUUGGGAUCAAAGUUCUAUAAUGUUCCACCUGGUGAUCGCUGCCAUAACGCUGUUUGUAUGGGUCGUGCGCUUUCAAGUCAACUGCCUCAGUGGAUACGUUCUCGACCUUCAUGCGAGUAUCAUGACGAAUGCGAUGUAUGACAUACUUCUGGUCGGCCUCUAUGCAUCUAGCGCGGCAAUGCAAAACUCGGGGGACUUUUCGGAUCCUAAGCACAUUAGUCUGAGGCCUUGGUAUCUGGAACGGGGGUGUGAGGACGCGUGGAAGCGGACACGGGGUGGAUGUGAAGUUAUGAGGGUCUCAUAUGGCGUGACAGUAUUUGCUGUCAUAUGGUGUUGCCUCCGCCUUAUGACAACAUGUUUGUAUCUUGCAUACCUGCUUGGCAGAGAGCAUGAGAUUCAAGAUGUGUUACCCGAUUACGACGAACUCUCCAAAUGCAAGACUAUGGGUCACACUCCUUGAACGCAUACCUUGAUGCACAUUGUGAGUAGGAUAUGGGUACCCUAGAAUAAAGCCGGUGCGAUGUGCAGACUGGGGAUCAAUCAAACCAACCCUUCUCAGGAUCUGGAUUGUGCUUUACUGGUAACCACGAGAGCCCAGAUUUACUUGAAUCAUCUCUAUUACUGGACAACUUCAUAUCUAGAUUUUGAUGGGAAUGGUUCUCUCCAAUAGCAGCACAAAUACCACGUGACUGUGCAGCACAGAGCUGAUCUAUACGUGGCCAUUCACAUCCUUUUAUGCAGCAUCUAGUGCCUCAAUAGAACGGCUAUCGUGAGAGUCGUGUGAUUCAAUAAAUUAUCAGAAUCAAUUAAAAGGAUUAAGAGGUUG
This is a messenger RNA of Bipolaris sorokiniana ND90Pr, 1194 nucleotides long. RefSeq lists its product as uncharacterized. The record is from RefSeq and is a predicted model, not a curated record. The transcript is spliced from 3 exons. NCBI's taxonomy places the organism in Eukaryota, Fungi, Ascomycota, Dothideomycetes, Pleosporales, Pleosporaceae. Bases 157 to 828 code for a protein of 223 amino acids.